Letharia columbiana is the source of this 429-nucleotide messenger RNA. RefSeq lists its product as uncharacterized. The transcript has 3 exons. The coding region runs from base 1 to 429 and encodes 142 amino acids. The record is from RefSeq and is a predicted model, not a curated record. Lineage: Eukaryota; Fungi; Ascomycota; Lecanoromycetes; Lecanorales; Parmeliaceae.
AUGGACAUAGAGUCACUACAAGCUAUUGUCUGCGACGGACAAAAUCGAUAUCUCUUGGAGUCCGUGGGCCCAUAUUCCGACUUACUCCUUCAGCAAGACGGUCAGUUUGGUUCUAUUUUUCAUUUCAAGGAUAGUCCGAUCGCCUCAUUUAUCGAGACAAAGUCUUCGCCUACAGCUGUAAAGGUGAACGACUCGUGGAAGAUGGCAGGUCCGAAAGGGGCCCUCGUGGAUCAAUUCUCAGCAACCCGCCCCCGCCUCUGGGAGUCAGACGACGAAGGUUGUCAUCGAACUCAUAGCGACCUUGUCGAGUUCGCCAUAAACGAUGUAGAUUACGAACGUGUACCGACCAGGUUACGAGGGAUCACCACCAAAGCUACUGGGAUAUUAACCUCGCGGUACCUCAGUCAAGAAUCCCCCACUCAUUUUUGA